Molecule: messenger RNA, 558 nt
Organism: Lolium perenne
Lineage: Eukaryota; Viridiplantae; Streptophyta; Magnoliopsida; Poales; Poaceae
Source: RefSeq, a predicted model, not a curated record
AGGAAGCAGAAGUACUGCCGAAUCUGCGACAUCUUCCGUGCUCCGAGGAGCUCCCACUGUGCCAUAUGUGACAACUGUGUGGACAAGUUCGAUCACCACUGCCCCUGGAUAGGCCAGUGCAUAGGGCUGAGAAACUACAGGUUGUACCUGCUGCUAAUAACUCUGGCUCUGGCGUUCUACGCUUUCACCUUAGUGUUCUCGGUGAGAAGAAUUAGAGUGCAGCUGGAUGCUGCUGCCGGUGCAGGAUUUCUUGGUUUGCUGAGAAGUCGGCCUGAAAUGGUUGCUCUGGCGGCGUUCAGUUCCGUGGCUGUCUGGCUCCUCGCUUGCCUCCUUGCCUACCAUGUCUUCCUUGUAGCCAAGAACCAGACUAGCCAUGAGAGGCACAAAGAACGGUAUCGGAGUUCUCCCAAUCCUUACGAUAGGGGAGUCCUUAGGAACAUCAAGGAUUGCCUGUUUGAGAGUUUGCCUCCCCCUAGAGUCGAUUUCAGAGCCGUGGCCCAGCCAAACUUGAUGGAUCAGCAACAACAUUUGCCAUUGACAGUUCAUUCAGGCUGCUAG